Molecule: messenger RNA, 711 nt
Organism: Zea mays
Lineage: Eukaryota; Viridiplantae; Streptophyta; Magnoliopsida; Poales; Poaceae
Exons: 1
Coding region: 199-570 (123 amino acids)
Source: RefSeq, marked validated
GGCGCAACUUGCAAGACGACCACAAGACGACGCCCUGCGCCGUGACAAAACUUUGCAGCUUAUAAGUAGGCGCAUGCCCAAGACCACCACCACCUCAAGCAGCAAAACCCCACACAGCGAGCGAGCGAAGUAGACAGACGCUGGCUGAGAUACACACACACACACACAUCAACUGAAAACGAGGAGUUUUUGUUCAUCAUGGGGGUACAGAGCAGCGAGGGCCAGAUGAUGUUCUCCUCCAUCGCCCUGCUGCAGCAGAGGUUCAGGGAGCUGGAGAGGAUCAGGGAGAAGCGGGAGGAGAGGCUACUCCACGUGCUCGCCCCGCGCCCUGUGGCCACCACCUCCCCGAGGGAGAUGCCCGUGAAGUGGUUCUUCCAUCCGGAGCUGCUCUACCCGUGCAGGCCACUGCGGGACACCGCUGCCGCCUCCUUAUUCCCGGCCUGUGAAUGCAAAAGCUUCCAGCUCCACGGCGAUAACGACCCCAUCACGGUGGAGCUGUGGCCCAGUAAGACUUACAACUACAAACAUGUCUCUGGUGAAGUCGACGUCGACACCUCGCUGCACCUCUAGACUGCUACUGCUACUAAAAAAAUGUUCCAAUGCCCUAUAAACUUCUGUUAACCACUUGGUGUUGCUCUCGCAGUUUUUUUUUUGGUAGCCUACUACUAUGUUCUCUUCUUCUGUUGUAACAAGGGGUAUUAGGAGGGGUGA